UAUCUCAUUGAGUUUCUUUGCGACAGGUCUCCUUAUUGGCAACAAAUGGUUGAUGCCAUUACCAUAUGCAGGGCGGGGUUCAAAGCCCCUAGUGAGGAUGAUUUGAGGGGACCCAUUUUGUCUCAAAUGGUGGAUGAUGUGAAAAAGGAUUUAGAUGAACAACGCCACAUAUGGAGCACUAAAGGUUGCACCAUCAUGACUGAUGGUUGGACGGAUAGGAGAAAUAGAACUCUCCUUAAUUUUCUUGUUUCUUCCGUAGGGGGCACCGUUUUCAUCAAGUCCAUUGAUGCCUCCGCCCAUUGCAAGAAUGCCACCUACCUAUCUGAGCAGAUAGAGGAGGUGAUUGAAGAUGUGGGUGAGGAGAACGUGGUACAGGUGGUGACCGACAAUGCAACAAAUUAUGUUGCUGCAGGUAAACUUUUGAUUACAAACUAAUUUUGUUUGCAAAUUAAUUACUAUCUUGUAGUUUGUACCUCCAUUAAUUACAAUUUACAAUGCAACAAAUUAUGUUGCUGCAGGUAGACUAUUGAUGGAGAGGCACCCAUCUAUAGUUUGGACUCCAUGUGCUGCUCAUUGCAUUGACCUCAUGUUGGAGGAUAUUGGAAAAAUCCCAUGGGUCAAGAGAUGUGUAGAAAGGGCAAGAAAUGUCUGCAAAUUUGUAUAUAAUCAUUCAUGGGUGUUGGCUCUUAUGAGACAAUACACAGAGCAGAAGGAGUUGCAUCGUCCAGGAAUCACAAGAUUUGCCACAAACUUCCUCACAUUGCAGUCCAUGCUUAGGUCUAAGCCUGCCUUGAGACGUAUGAUUGUUGGUGAGGAGUGGUCUUCCUCAUCCUAUGCUACCACCCCUGCAGGGAUAGAGAUGGCAGACUGCAUUUUUUAUGAGCAAGGCUUUUGGGUCCUUUGUGAUGAGAUA
Cryptomeria japonica (Japanese cedar) is the source of this 913-nucleotide messenger RNA. RefSeq lists its product as uncharacterized. NCBI's taxonomy places the organism in Eukaryota, Viridiplantae, Streptophyta, Pinopsida, Cupressales, Cupressaceae. The record is from RefSeq and is a predicted model, not a curated record. Bases 46 to 435 code for a protein of 129 amino acids. The transcript has 2 exons.